Phalaenopsis equestris is the source of this 633-nucleotide messenger RNA. Its product is annotated as L10-interacting MYB domain-containing protein-like. The transcript is spliced from 2 exons. NCBI's taxonomy places the organism in Eukaryota, Viridiplantae, Streptophyta, Magnoliopsida, Asparagales, Orchidaceae. The record is from RefSeq and is a predicted model, not a curated record. The coding region runs from base 1 to 633 and encodes 210 amino acids.
AUGACAGGUAGGGAAUAUGAUAGACUCCAAUUAACGAAUAAAUGGAAUCAGCUUAAGAAAGAUUGGAAACUGUUGAAUGAUUUGAAGCGUGGCUCCACUGGAUUUGGAUGGGAUUCGAUUGUUCCUGCGGCAAAGAAGUUCAGAUUGGCUGAGAUUGAAUCAGAAUUGGAGGGCAAGUUACAAAUGAUGUUUGGUGGGGUGGUAGCUACAGGGAAAUAUUCAGCUGCCCCUAGCCAAACAGUUUUUGAAACAACCCCCGAGAAUGUGGCCGUGGAAUUAUCAAAUGAUUCUGCAGAAUUUCGCAGUGUUGAGCCACUUGAAAUUCAAUCCAACAAUCGUGCGAAGCGCCCCCGGAACGAAUGCAAGAGAAAGAGUGGACCUGCAUCUAUGAGGGAGCAGCUCUCAUACCUAGUGGACUCAUCUAAUGAUGCCCCUCACAGAGUUCAAAAAACCUCGGUUCAUGAGGUCAUUGGACUUCUUGAAGAAGAUCCAGAAUUUACAGGGGAUCGUGAUCUUUUCUACUUUGCUGUAGACCUCUUUCGUGAUUCCCUCCACCGAGACUUCUUCACAGCAUUGAGCAAAGAGCGACGACUGGAAUACAUACGCUAUUAUUGUAACCGUCGUGAUUUGUGA